Piliocolobus tephrosceles (Ugandan red Colobus) is the source of this 3835-nucleotide messenger RNA. RefSeq names its product potassium voltage-gated channel modifier subfamily G member 3 (gene KCNG3). Gene Ontology annotation, biological process: potassium ion transmembrane transport; action potential; protein homooligomerization. Gene Ontology annotation, molecular function: protein binding; delayed rectifier potassium channel activity. The transcript is spliced from 2 exons. The record is from RefSeq and is a predicted model, not a curated record. Lineage: Eukaryota; Metazoa; Chordata; Mammalia; Primates; Cercopithecidae. Gene Ontology annotation, cellular component: voltage-gated potassium channel complex; membrane. The coding region runs from base 610 to 1920 and encodes 436 amino acids.
GCGGCGCGGAGGGAGGUGAACCGCGCGCGCGGAACCGGCGGGCGAGGAGGAGGACGGCACAGAGGCCCCGCCCCCGCCGCCGCGAGCCGGCUCCUUGCCGCCUCCGAACCCGCUCACUUUGCCGUUUGCCUCUGGACGGCGGCGGGGCGGCCGCCGGAUCCGUGGCCUCAGGGAGCGCGGGAGACGGGGAGCUAUCCCGCCGCGGCGGCUCCAUUCGGCGCCCGCACCCCUCAGGGGGUCGGCGCCGCGGCCUGGGAGAGGGCACCGCGGCCUCGGAGUGGGCAGCCCGCGGGCGCGAGGGGCGGCGGCGCGGACACAGCCGCGUUUCCAGCCGGUGGGGCGCAGCGCUGGCGCCGGCGGGGACUCCCCGGCCACCCGCAGGUACCGUGGGGCGGAGGGCGCGCCGCUAGCAGCGCCGCCUGCGCUGCCAGAGAGACUUGAGCCCAGGGAUCCCCGGGCCAGCGGAAGGCAGGAGCGGAGCCCCGAGGGAGCGCGGGCCCCGACGGCGGGCUCCCCCGUCGGCCACGGGCAGGCAGGUCCCGCGUGGCGGCUGGGGGGGGGGGAGCUGCAGCGGGGCCCUCGGGCCGAAGGUUCCCCGGGCGGCCAGCCAUGACCUUCGGGCGCAGCGGGGCGGCCUCGGUGGUGCUGAACGUGGGCGGCGCCCGGUACUCGCUGUCCCGGGAGCUGCUGAAGGACUUUCCGCUGCGCCGCGUGAGCCGGCUGCACGGCUGCCGCUCCGAGCGCGACGUGCUCGAGGUGUGCGACGACUACGACCGCGAGCGCAACGAAUACUUCUUCGACCGGCACUCGGAGGCCUUCGGCUUCAUCCUGCUCUACGUGCGCGGCCACGGCAAGUUGCGGUUCGCGCCACGGAUGUGCGAGCUCUCCUUCUACAACGAGAUGAUCUACUGGGGCCUAGAGGGCGCGCACCUCGAGUACUGCUGCCAGCGCCGCCUCGACGACCGCAUGUCCGACACCUACACCUUCUACUCAGCGGACGAGCCGGGCGUGCUGGGCCGCGACGAGGCGCGCCCCGGCGGGGCCGAGGCGGCUCCCUCCAGGCGCUGGCUGGAGCGCAUGCGGCGGACCUUCGAGGAGCCCACGUCGUCGCUGGCCGCGCAGAUCCUGGCCAGCGUGUCGGUGGUGUUCGUGAUCGUGUCCAUGGUGGUGCUGUGCGCCAGCACGUUGCCCGACUGGCGCAACGCAGCAGCCGACAACCGCAGCCUGGAUGACCGGAGCAGGUACUCCGCCGGCCCUGGGAGGGAGCCCUCCGGGAUAAUUGAAGCUAUCUGCAUAGGUUGGUUCACUGCGGAGUGCAUCGUGAGGUUCAUUGUCUCCAAAAACAAGUGUGAGUUUGUCAAGAGACCCCUGAACAUCAUAGAUUUACUGGCAAUCACGCCGUAUUACAUCUCCGUGUUGAUGACAGUGUUUACAGGCGAGAACUCUCAACUCCAGAGGGCUGGAGUCACCUUGAGGGUACUUAGAAUGAUGAGGAUUUUUUGGGUGAUUAAGCUUGCCCGUCACUUCAUUGGUCUUCAGACACUCGGUUUGACUCUCAAACGUUGCUACCGAGAGAUGGUUAUGUUACUUGUCUUCAUUUGUGUUGCCAUGGCAAUCUUUAGUGCACUUUCUCAGCUUCUUGAACAUGGGCUGGACCUGGAAACAUCCAACAAGGACUUCACCAGCAUUCCCGCUGCCUGCUGGUGGGUGAUUAUCUCUAUGACUACAGUUGGCUAUGGAGAUAUGUAUCCUAUCACAGUGCCUGGAAGAAUUCUUGGAGGAGUUUGUGUUGUCAGUGGAAUUGUUCUAUUGGCAUUACCUAUCACUUUUAUCUACCAUAGCUUUGUGCAGUGUUAUCAUGAGCUCAAGUUUAGAUCUGCUAGGUAUAGUAGGAGCCUCUCUGCUGAAUUCCUGAAUUAAUGCAUUGCAAAUCAAUUCUUGCAUACACUUCAUAGAAAGACCUGAUGCUACUUCAUAUUUAUGUGUUUCUUGCUGGGUGAGCACUGCAGUGGCAUUGUCAUCAUCUUGGUAGGGUAGAAAUUAUCCUUCCCAGCCGAAGGGAUAAAACAGUUUACUUAUUAUGGAGUAAAUAGAAUUGAGACUGCAAAGGAAGAAUAAUGACUCCUAGAGUAAACUUUAGGACCUGAUUUUAUUUGGACUUGUUUUCCCAUUUCCUUGAAUGAUUACAUAUUUUUUAAAAAUACCUUAUUUGAACAUUUUAAAACAGAAAGGUACAAUUUUCCAAAUGUUUUUCCAUCUUAUGAAUUCAGAAGAAGCUUGGAACUUAUAGUGUUUUUUGUUUGAGAGUAACAUUUUCAUUUCUAAAUGUUUUAUAAUUUCUCAUAUCAAUGUCAGAAGUAUCCUGGAAACAUAUGUCACAUGCAGGAACUGUUUAACAAAUACUUAAAAAAUUUGGCCAAAAUUUAAACUGUAUAAUAGAGCUAGAUAUAAGCAAGAAUAAUAUUUGAAAGACUUUUCCAGCAUACUUCUCAAUUCUUUGCUUUAUUUUUGUGCCAAUUAUUCACCUUAUUGUGCAGCUUCAUGGAAGCUUGAGUAUGUUCUCACUUUUCCAUUUUGGAUUUAUCUCUUUACUGAAAUGACUCAAAAGGUAUUUAAGAAUUGAUGAGAGCUUGUGUUGUUUAGCAUCUUAUUGGAUAAUAUUUGAAUUCGUUGCUGUUCCUAGGUGAUAACUGUCCUAAUAUUUAGAUGUCCAAACAAGAAUACUUCCAACUUAAAAAUUAUAAUAGGAAUAAUUUGAGAUGACUCAAUAUUACAAUCUCUUCUUCUCUUAACCUCCUCCCCCAAACACUAGAGGUUUAAUAAGACUUAUUAGAUGAAAAGAUAUUUAUAUAGCCUUUUAGUACCAAAGUCAUACUUAUGUGUUGUCACUGGAUUGUCAUAAAAGGAAGAAAUUAAAUAUUACUGUACUCUUAGUUGCUGUGUACCUAAGUCAAUUUUAAGCCAGUAAAAGCAAUGGAUACAUAAUUAUUUGAUCUGAUCUUUAACCAUUGUGAAUCACAGCUACAGAAAAACCCUUCUUGUAAGAAUAUUGACUAAUACGCCAUGUUAAUCUGGCUAGAUUAUUAAGACUAGAUAAUGUAAAAGUGACGAUUGUUUAGUAACUAAAUUUUAGCAAUAGGAAUUAGAAUUUCACUUUUUCAACCAGUUACCAUAAAGAAAUUAGUGUAUAUAUAAACACAAAUAAUUAGUGACAGAUUCAUAAAAAAUUGAAUGUUGUACACAGUAAUUUUGUCAGGGGUAGAGAAGACAGGGAUUGGGAAGUGGUGGGUAGGAUGAAGGACCUGGAUAUAUUUAUCAAAUAAAGGAUUACCAGAAGUGUUCAUUAAAGGAAUUGUAGCCAUCAUCUAGUUCGGACCUCAACUAUUACAGAUAGAAAAUCAGGGCAGGAGAGGAUAUAAUUGUGAAGGAGUCAGGGCUAACACCUGGAUCUCCAGAAACCUAGCCUAGCAGUUUAAUCUUCACACACCUCUGGGUUCUGAGAAAAGCCUGGAAAAAUCACACUUCUUUGUCAUUGUCAUGCUGAGGUAAUAAUAGCGAAACUGUUUUCUUUUCCUUAAUUUCCUUUCUUAAGCUUAUGUAAUACUUUGGCCAUUAAAUAUCUUGCCUUAUCUUCCCUACUACUGCUGGUAUGCUAUUUCUUACAUACUCAAAAGAAAUUCGAUUAUUUAUUGUAUAUUUAUUGUAUUCUAAUAUAAUUGAAAUAAAUGGCAUGGAUUUAUUUUUUCUUACCUAUUUGGAUUAAAGCUUUGUGGUUCAUGCAAACAAUGUGCAGAUGACAGCACCUCCAUAUUACUAAUAAAAAUAUGAUAUCCAU